AGUCUUUCACCCCCCCUGCCCGCGGACUGAAGCAGUCGCUAGAGUUUCAUCGUCUGCUUUUAGUGCUUUCUUCUAAGCACUGGGGGUUUAGGUUAAGAACCUGUGCAGUGACACAUUUUGCCUCUGGAAAGAAAAGAGAAGGGGGGAAAGUUUGAAAGGUUUUCCAAAUUUCCUGCGCAAACGGCACGAGAGGAUUAAAUGCAGAGGCUGGAGUAAGGAGAGAGAGAGAGAGAGAGAGAGAGAAAAACAAAAGGUUUGAGCGUAAAAGUUCAACAACUCAAGUUCAUCAACUCUGUGAGGCGAAUUGAACGACUCCAGACUCUUUUGUCUACGACAAAUUUAUUUAAUAAGGAGAUAAUAAGCGGUUUGUCUUGCGCGCGCUGCAAGCAGGGCGCGUGCCUUAAGUUUGCGCGCUUGUCAAGCGAUCGAACGUUUAAUUGACACCUGUUGCAUUGUCACGCGCGAAACUGCACUGUAUCCCGGUAAGUGGUUCGAACAUUAAAAAAGUUGAAUUCGAGUGAUUUCUCUGGAACUUUUGUGGAAUGGACAGCGCCGGACUGUUUGGGGAGUAUGUUCUUCAGUUUGUAAGUGUAUAAAUGAGAGAGAAAACACACGGGGAACUCGAGCGCCAAGUUAAAUCUUUCUGAGGUGGAAUUGUUACAUAUUUUCAGAAGUAACUCCUACUUUGUGUGCGGUUAAAAAAAAGUAACUCAAAGAACAUCACGUAGAGCAGAAGACCAGGUUCAGCUCUCAGGACUUCAGCUUUGGAACUUUAGAGAAACUUUUGAGGACUGAACGUUGGUUGAAGUCGGCAAACAAAGAAGGCUUUUCCCAUUUCUUGGACCAGGAAAUAUGGAUGUGAGGAUGAACCAAAGACAUCUACUUCUGGCCGUGACCCUUAUCGCCUGCAACUCACAGCUGCUGGUGGUCGCCAACUCGUGGUGGUCAUUAGCCAUGAAUCCCAUCCAGAGGCCGGAGAUGUACAUCAUCGGAGCGCAACCUUUGUGCAGCCAGCUGAAUGGCCUGUCUCAGGGCCAGAGAAAGCUCUGUCAGCUCUAUCAGGACCAUAUGGUUUAUAUCGGAGAGGGGGCGAAGACGGGCAUCAAGGAGUGUCAGUACCAGUUCAGGCAGAGGCGAUGGAACUGCAGCACGGUGGACAACACAUCGGUGUUCGGGCGCGUCAUGCAGAUAAGCAGUAGAGAAGCGGCUUUUACCUACGCCAUCAGCGCAGCAGGAGUAGUGAAUGCGGUAAGUCGGGCAUGCCGUGAGGGCGAGCUUUCCACCUGUGGCUGCAGCAGAGCGGCCCGUCCCAAAGAACUCCCAAGAGACUGGCUUUGGGGUGGCUGUGGAGACAACGUCAACUAUGGCUAUCGUUUCGCCCGGGAGUUUGUGGACGCCCGCGAGCGGGAGAAGAACUACCCACGUGGAUCAGUCGAGAAUGCGCGCACACUUAUGAAUAUACAGAACAAUGAAGCCGGGAGAAUGGCAGUGUACAAUCUGGCCAACGUCUCAUGCAAAUGUCAUGGCGUCUCCGGUUCAUGCAGUCUGAAGACCUGUUGGCUCCAACUGGCCGAUUUCCGUCGUGUUGGUGAGUUCCUAAAGGAGAAGUACGACAGCGCCGCCGCCAUGCGUAUUAGCCGACGAGGCAAACUGGAACUGGUCAACAACCGCUUCAACCCCCCAACACCUGAAGACCUGGUCUACAUCGAUCCCAGUCCAGACUACUGCUUGCGUAACGAGACCACAGGCUCCCUGGGCACCCAAGGCCGUCUUUGCAACAAGACCUCUGAGGGAAUGGACGGCUGCGAGCUAAUGUGCUGUGGUCGUGGUUACGACCAAUUCAAGACCUACAAACAUGAGCGGUGUCACUGCAAGUUCCACUGGUGCUGCUAUGUCAAAUGCAAGCGCUGCACAUCACUGGUAGACCAAUUCGUCUGCAAGUAGCACCCUGGGAACGGGACAGAAGCCCUGGAGAGGCACUGAGCAAUUAGUGGGAAACAAAUAGGACCCUUGGCGGACCCCUAGGGGGAACUUAGAGAUAAUUAAAUGUAAAAUGAAAUAUUAAAUAGCGACAAAUUAAAGUAUAUAAAUAAGUGUACGUGUGCCAUUGAUAGUAAUUUUAUUAAUGACUUUUUCUGACUUAAGGAUCAAAAGUUGGACGUCAUUGAUGAAACGGAGGCACAGAGUGCUCGUUUAUGUUGUCGUCAAGGUGUUCUCUCUACCGAUAGUACUCGGCAAACACGCUCGUGUUUGAAUCAAAUGACGGUGUGACCCUCUGCCGUCUUUAGAAGGAAGAGCCUACAAACUCUUAAGAGACUCUGGAAAGAGGAUAGAAAACAACAUGGCACACCGUCCAUCGCCUUUUCUAGACCUUUGUUUCACCACUUGCUUUGAGACUGUGCUGAUUCAUGACCAGACCUCUACAAACACACUCCACCUUGCCUAUAGCAGAGCUCUUAAAACCUUAAGUCAAAUGGGGACACCAGGAAUGCAGAGAAACGCAGAGUUAUUGGACAUUGUGUUCUAUGAUGUCAUGUUGAUCUUUGAGAUAUGGCAGAACAGCAUGCUGCUUCUAAACCUCAUGUUAUGCAAGCCACUCCCCCCGAUUGAAUCUGUAGAGACAAGUGAAAGAUGAAACCAGGAACAAGUACAACCUGAGAUGGAGUUUAAAUCACCACAGACACACAAAUCUUUUCCAUACAAUCUAAAACGUCUGUCAUUUGAGUUUUGACACAAAGAAUCCUUAAUAUAGGCUUUCAAAUAUCUGUUAUAAAAUUGUUAUGCAUUUCAGGGUCUUCCAAACGUCAUAUCUUGUAUUAGAGCUGAUUUUGAGGAGAAUAUUGUGUUGUUCUGUCACAGUGAUGAAUGUGUGUGUGGAAAAAAACAACAAGGCUACAUGAUAAGGACUGCAAAAAUAUUAUUAUAACCAAAUACUAGUGGUUCAGAUUAUAUUUUAUUAAUUGCUUCUCAUUGUAUACAUCAUAUGUAUUGUUCUGAUUAUAAUUUUUUCGAUAAAGAAGCUUUUUACUGGGGAUUUAUAUAAUAACAGAGGAGGUAUUACUGGCCCCCGGAUGAAAUCGGCAAUCAUAACCAACCAUUUCCACUGUCAGGCCUUUUACUUAAUGAGACAAAAGAUAUUCUGUUCAUGAGUGUUUUGGAGGAAAACUACAAUUGUAAAUAACAGUCAAGACAUACUGUAUUUGAAAAUAACACUUAGAAAUGUCUAUAAUUUCUAUGACGUUACGUGUCAGUCCAAAAUGUUUGCUGCCCUGUGAUCAUAUGCUUGUUGUGUGUAUUUCCCCCUCAUUCAAACCAGUAAUAUUAAAACUAUUAAUAGUGAUUAUUAUUACAAACAUAGCUGCUUUAAUUCACUUUCACUCUCUGUGUUUUUCUGUUUGUUCUGUCUUUGUUCAUUUACUGAUUUGAUCACAAUUAUAAAUGAGUUAUAUAUUGCGCAGUUAUGCGCAAUCUAAUAAGCGUACUAAGUGUGUAAAAGUCAAGACAAUGAAAGUAGUAUUAACCGUUCCUAUGACUUAAAGGUAUAGUUCACUCAAUAAUGAAAAUCCUCUCAUCAUUUACUCACCCUUAUGCCAUCCCAGAAGUAAAUUACUUUCUUCUGCUGAACAAAGAUUUUUAGAAGAAUAUCUUAACUUUGUUGGUUAAUACAAUGCAAGUGAAUGGUACCAACAAUUUGAAGCAGCAAAAAGCAUAUAAAAGUAAUCCAUAAGACUCCAAUGGUUUAAUUUGUGUCUUUAGAAGCGAUAUGAGAGGUGUGAGAGAGAAACAGAUAAAUAUCAAAUUCCUUUUUUACUUUGCAUUCUCCUCUCUGCCCAGUAGGUGGAGAUAUGCAUGAAGAAUGUGAAUUGCCAAAAACAAAAGAAGUAGAAUGUGAAAGUGGAGAUUGAUAGUAAAAAAGGACUUAAAUAUUAAUCUGUUUCUCAACCACACAUAUUAUAUCGCUUUUGAAGACAUGAGUCAAACAAUUGGAGUCUUAUGGAUUACUUUUAUGCUGACUUGAUGUGCUUUUGGAGCUGCAAACGUUUGGUACACAUUCACCUGCUUUGUGAAGACCUACAGAGAUGAGAUGGCAUGAGGGUGAGUAAAUGAUGGGAGAAUUUUAAUUUUUGGGUGAACUAUCCCUAUAAAGAUUCACUCAUCCUAUUCAUUUUCAUAGAUAUUUUGGUAACACUUUACUAAAAGGGAAAAUAAUUAGGUAUCAUGAACUUACAAAUGAACAAUUCGUUUUUAUAUCAUUUAUUUAUCUUGGUUAAUGUUAAUUUAUCAAAGUACUAUUGUUAGUUCAUAUUGCAUUAACAUAUGUUAGCUUAUAACAUAAAGAAAA
Xyrauchen texanus (razorback sucker) is the source of this 4342-nucleotide messenger RNA. Its product is annotated as protein Wnt-5b-like. The coding region runs from base 853 to 1944 and encodes 363 amino acids. Gene Ontology annotation, molecular function: frizzled binding; cytokine activity. Lineage: Eukaryota; Metazoa; Chordata; Actinopteri; Cypriniformes; Catostomidae. Gene Ontology annotation, biological process: canonical Wnt signaling pathway; multicellular organism development; cell fate commitment. Gene Ontology annotation, cellular component: extracellular region. The record is from RefSeq and is a predicted model, not a curated record. The transcript has 5 exons.